Messenger RNA from Diaporthe amygdali, 957 nucleotides. RefSeq names its product deoxycytidylate deaminase. NCBI's taxonomy places the organism in Eukaryota, Fungi, Ascomycota, Sordariomycetes, Diaporthales, Diaporthaceae. The record is from RefSeq and is a predicted model, not a curated record. The transcript has 3 exons. Bases 1 to 957 code for a protein of 318 amino acids. Gene Ontology annotation, molecular function: hydrolase activity; zinc ion binding.
AUGUUUCUGUCGAAGCAAAAACGGCCAUCCCGGACAGCCCUGGUCUUCGCAACCUCAGAUGAGCUGCUGGAGUACAUAACUCAACGCUGGCGAGAACGAUGGGUGACGACGGACGUGAUGAGCAAGGAGACUCUCGACGCAUACAGCCGACGGCCCUUCUUCCUCCUGAUCAGCGUUGAUGCACCGCUUCUGGUCCGGUGGCAGCGCUAUCAGAAGAGGAGACAAGAGCCAUCAACCACGGAAGCGCCCGCCGAGCCCACGGCAAGGCCACCGGACAGCCAGCAAGCCCACUCGGCCGAGAGCCUCGAGGACUUCGUGACCCUCUCGGACGCACAACUCUACCACCCGGAGACGGGGCAGGCGACGCACAUCUCGAGCGCGCCGGUGCGGCUGCUCAACACGUCGAGCUCGCUGGCGCACCUGUACGUGAACCUGGGCAAGCUGGACCUGCUGAGCACGGAGCGGCUGCGGCCGGGGUGGGACAACUACUUCAUGACGCUGGCGUCGCUGGCGGCGCGGCGGUCCAACUGCAUGAAGCGGCGCGUGGGGUGCGUGGUCGUGUCGCACAACCGCCGCGUCAUCUCGACCGGCUACAACGGGACCCCGCGCGGGAUCCGCAACUGCGGCGAGGGCGGCUGCCCCCGCUGCAACCAGGGGCUGGGCAGCGGCCACGGCCUGGCGACGUGCCUGUGCAUCCACGCCGAGGAGAACGCGCUGCUCGAGGCCGGCCGCGACCGCCUGCGCGAGGGCGCCGUGCUGUACUGCGACACGUGCCCCUGCCUCACCUGCAGCAUCAAGAUCGCCCAGGUCGGGAUCUCCGAGGUUGUCUACGCGUAUGGGUACAGCAUGGACACGGAUACGGCAGCGGUGUUCAGGGAGGCCGGGGUUAAGUUGAGGCAAUUUGUGCCGCCUGCGAAUGGUCUGAUCCACCUCGAGAAGAUGGAGUUUCGUACAUGA